Messenger RNA from Amphibalanus amphitrite, 1511 nucleotides. RefSeq lists its product as uncharacterized. Lineage: Eukaryota; Metazoa; Arthropoda; Thecostraca; Balanomorpha; Balanidae. The transcript is spliced from 5 exons. The coding region runs from base 217 to 1329 and encodes 370 amino acids. The record is from RefSeq and is a predicted model, not a curated record.
CACAGCUGGCAUGUGUCACGGAGAGGUCGGCAUGUGUGGGGGAACGGCCAUUGUGGGCGGUGGAACGGUGUCAGUGCUGGAACGACUGCUGUGGGUGGUGGAACGAGUUCGAGCCAUGACCGUCGUGGGUUCCGUAUCCCGGUGGCGGUGGGGAGGCUGCCGCAGAGACUCAGCGGCCGGACCACAGUGCUGCUGGUCGCGCUGCUGGCCGGCUCCAUGCUGCUGCUGCACUCGGCCGGAUCCGGACACAUGAGUCCAGCCGCGCUGGGGCAGCACUACAGUCAGAUCCGCAGUGCCGCCCACAGUCAGCUCCGCAGCCUGCUGGGCAGUGCCGGCAGCGAGCCGCUCAGUGCCGGCAGGGAGACGGUCAGCUCCAGCAGAGAGACGGUCAGUGCCGGCAGCGAGCCGCUCAGCGCCGGCAGCGAGCCGCUCAGUGCCGGCAGCGAGCCCCUCAGCUCCGUCUACUGCUCGCAGGCGUGCCCGUGCGCCUGCCGGCCGUGGCGGAGGCCGGAGGACGGCGAACCUCCCGAGCCGACCGUCUCCAACUGCGGGCCCACCGCCGACCGGCGCGGCGCGCGACAGAACGUGCUCGCCUACAGCUUCUAUGGGACUGACGUCAAGUCCUACCUGAGUGGAGUCAAGCGGAACGCGAUGCGCUCCCUCGAGUUCUAUCCCGGCUGGACAAUGCGCGUCUUCCACGAUGGCAAAGCUAACUUCACAGAAUGGAAUAAGACAGCCUGCGAAGUCACUUGCCAGUUUCCGAGUGUGGAUCUCUGUGACGUGCGCCAGCUGCCCGGUAUCGGAGACAUCAGCAGCCAGGUGGGAUCGGUUUGGCGGUUCGCCGUCAUCGCCGACGAGUCCGUCGAGCGGUUCCUGAUACGGGACCUCGAUUCCAUUUUGACGCAGAGAGAACGCGACGCUGUGACUGAGUGGCUCGAGUCCAACAAAACGUUCCACGUAAUGCGGGAUCACCCGUGGCACGGAACAGAGAUUCUGGCCGGCAUGUGGGGCGGGUGGAACCGCUACAACGACAAGUACCGCAUCCUCAGGCAGCAGAUGCUCGAAACAGUUAAACCCAAUGGAAAGAAAUCAUGGGACCAACACCUACUGAAGACCAUUCUGUGGCCGGAAAUGGUGCGAACUCGUGACGUCAUGUCCCACGACAGCUACCUGUGCAACAAGUACCCGUUCACUCAGCCGUUUCCCACAAAGCGCGCCAACAUGACAGAGUUCGUCGGCUCAACGUUCACCAGAUACACGCUAACGGUGAAAAAAGAGUGCCCGCUGGCCUGCAGGCCGCCGAAACACAUGGACUGGAAAUACUGCUGAGGCAGACUACUCGACGAUGGUCUCAAUAGUUAAUGGCAUGCAGCGUGUUCCAAAAGCUAUACAGAACUAUUGGUAGUCCAUGGUGUACCUAAUAAAUUCCCUUGAUGUGUAUUGCCUUGAAGUGUACCUAUUUAUUUAUAAUUGUGCAUUGUGUAAUGAUAAAUAUGACCAGGUUUCCAAGA